This is a messenger RNA of Strigops habroptila (Kakapo), 3881 nucleotides long. Its product is annotated as C-type lectin domain family 4 member E-like. Gene Ontology annotation, cellular component: external side of plasma membrane. Gene Ontology annotation, biological process: antifungal innate immune response. Lineage: Eukaryota; Metazoa; Chordata; Aves; Psittaciformes; Psittacidae. Gene Ontology annotation, molecular function: carbohydrate binding. The record is from RefSeq and is a predicted model, not a curated record. Bases 254 to 1000 code for a protein of 248 amino acids. The transcript has 4 exons.
UCAUUUCCCUCUGUGAGUUUCUGUGUUGCAAGGAGCAUCUUGUGAAACAUCCUCACUGAGAAAUCAUGAAUAUUCCCCCCAUCUCCAUGUGCUGUGGGGAACACCCAGGCUACAUCUUUUCCUGCAUACCGGAUUAGAGACUGUGAAGGCUCUCCACCAGUGUGUGAGCUACCCUAGUGCAGUCUUCUGUGCAGGAGGAAGGCUGUAUUUGUGGCCACAUUGGUAAUGUGGACUCUUGAGGAAGAGUGAUACCAUGGUAGAGAUAAUGAAUCACCACGGGAGAGUCAGUCCUGGAACUGCAGCCUCAGCAGAAGAGAGAUGCUGCUCCUGGCUGAACCCCUGGGUCUUCAUUGCUUCUGUCCUUGCCAUCAAAACCACCAUUGUAACCAUCUGCCUUGUUGUUUUCCUUCAUGGAAGCUACGGCCAGUACAUGACUCUGGUCCAGAAUGCUACAGAGUGGCGCUGCAUCCCCAGUGUAUCUGCAGGCAAAAGAUUUUCCCCACACACAGAGGAGGGCUGGUCAUGCUGUCCGAAGGGCUGGAAACGCUUCCAAGGAAGCUGCUAUUACCUCUCGGAUGAUGUGAUGUCCUGGGCUGCCAGCGAGCAGAACUGCACUGGGAUGGGCUCUCACCUCGUGGUGAUCAACAGCAAAGCAGAGCAGGUAUGUGCAGGGCUGAGAGGGGGCACAGCAGCCAGAGCCCCAGCACCAGCCCAGGAGGGGACUCAGCCCCUCUUUGUCCUGAAAGGGAGGGAGGAUGUCCUUUGUGCAUCCCUUCAGUACCAGUUUCCCUCUGCCACCAGCCCUGCUCCACAGGGACUCCUGCCGCCUCCCUCUGCUCAGUCCUGUAUCUCAUGGACAUUGCACUCUCCCCCAUUUCCAGGAUUUCCUCUUCAACUUGGCAAAAGGAGUAUUUACUACUGCCUACGAAACAAAAUACUACAUAGGCUUAACUGCUUACAAAACUGGGCAAUGGCAGUGGGUGGAUCAGACUCCAUAUAAGAAGACAACCACGUGAGUACACAGGGGGAGUGAGGAAGUGUGUGUAAUUCAACCCUCAGUCCAAGUGACCAAUACACUGUGUAAGGCAGGUAUGUGCCAGAGGGGGAUUUCUGUCUCCAACUGCACUGUAAGUCAGAAAACUCAACUAGCUUUCCAGUCAAAACUAUGACUCCUGAUCUCUCUACAGUAACCUUCCCCUUUUUCUUCCACAACUGCUUGAGGUGACUUCACCCCCACUGUCAUGCAUGCAAAUACAUUCCCAAUAGAGUAACUUUCUUUUGCAGGUUCUGGAAACCCGGGGAACCCAAUUUACUCUUUGCAGAAAAAUGUGCUGCAAUUCAUGUCAAGGGAAACACAGACUCAAGCACUUACAGUAACUGGAAUAACGUCCUUUGCUUCACAAGUUGCUAUCGAAUUUGUGAACUGCCAGUCAAAUUUGUCUGAGGAAGGAAACUCCACUUCAGUUGAAGGAGCUGAAGGAGUACCUUUGAGAAAGAGCAGCUCAUGAAAUACCUGAUGAAAAGCUGGUCGGAGCUCACACAAAUGCUUUAUCUUGCAAUGCAAGGUGAGCAAGCCUCCUACAGCAUCUCAGAUCUGAUGGACUCAGUUCCCAGCCUGUGCCCCUGCAUCUCUUUCCAAGAUGGAGAUCAGUCCUGGGUGAAAACGCUCAGGCUGAUGUCAAGGACCUAUUGUGCCCCUUUUCACGGUCCUGCUUCACAGAUGAGUGCCCUGAUCCUCCAGUACUUUCCUUGACUCCUUGUCUAGUCAAUAUCUCAAUGAUGUGGAAAAGGCCCUCUCUGUUUCAUGAAAGGAUACUGGUCCUACGAAUCACUGGAGCAGAAUUUGAAAGAAGAGCAUGCAGUGGAGCAUGCUUGGCCCACCCCUGAAGGAAACAAUUAUUCAUGGUUUAUCUUUAAUGUUUCCUUCUUCCUUCCGCAGGUUUUGUGUUGAUAAGUUAAAAAAACCAUAUCAGUAAAUGUUAAAUUUGCUCAAUGCAUGAGGCUGUCUUCUGACCAGUCCCAGCACCCUACCAACCCAACCUCCUCCCUGCAUGAUGGUUCUAACUUUUCAGUGUGUUUGGCACCUCCAGGUGAGAGUAUUACUGUGAGUGUGCUGGAGUGGCCAGGAGCAGGAAAAAUCUAGUGUUCAUCUGCAGAGCAUGUGAGAAAGGCGCUGAACAGUUUUGGAGCAUCAGGGAAGCAAGAGAGCAGGCUGUGUAGUAGUGCCAACAACUGUUUGCUCAGGAUGUAGCAGAGAGGAGAUGGAUUUUGAAGAUCCUACUGAGAUAUGUGGCAGGAUUAAGCAUGGCAAUGAAGGGGAGAGAAAGCAAUCAAAUAUCACAUGAAGUGCUAAAGCCAGAGUUUCCGCAGGAGGGAUUUAUAAUAUGAGAAAAAGAUAGAAGACCCCUAUGAGAGGCAUCACUGUAAAUCAAACACACACAAGUCUUGAGCAAGUGCUCUGCUUCCCUCAAGUUCCCCAAACCUCUGUCUGUAUAUUCUUCCUUUUCAUCAAUUAUAUCCAUGCUUCUUGAAGAGCUGAGAGUUUCCAGUUUGGGACUAAAAAUACAACCUGAAAAAUCAGUUAUGGUUUUUUUUUUUUUAAUUCAUCAAAAAUCUGAGCACAAAUUUGUGCCAUUUUCAUAAGAAGCAAUUUGCCAGGUUUCUGUUUUAGCCAUGGGACCAAAACAUUGGCUCUUACAAGGUCUUGGCCUCCUAUUUUCUAAAGUUGCUGGGAUCUCUUCACAACAGAGAAAACUUUGUUGUCCUGUCCAACAUGACAGCAAACAAAAACAUUGAAAUGGACUUCUCUUUUCAGUUUUCCCCAACUCAUUUAUGGAAACCACAGCAGCAGGGUUUUGAGGAAGAAGAAGGGUUAGGUAAGGCACACAGAGAGUGACUGAUGCAUUACAGAAAAUUUUAGAGGCAGCUGCAUUUCUAGUUCCUGGAAGGUGGUAUAGGGCAGAGCAAAACUCACACCAUAAGACUGGUUUGCAAGAAAAUGUAACUAGCUAGAAAUAGUCUCCAUGCCCCAAAAUUGGAACACAGUUUUUCCUGAGAUGUUCUGACAAAAGAGGGAUCUUGGGAGAUGAUACUGGGUUUGCCUGCAGAAUCACCGAAGGGAAGUUCCUUCAGUUCCUCUAUAUUCCUGUAUGCAGACACAUACAGACACGGAGUCUGAACCCAUUGUUUUACAUUAGUUGUACAAUCACUGUCCCUGCUUUGUGCAGCCACUGUUGAAGGAUAAGUGGUGAAACUCUGAGCAAGAGUUUCAGUCAUAUCUCUGAGCAAAGCCAAUGCCCUUGACUAGUCCACCCCAACAGCAGCACUCAGGGUUUAGGCAGGGAUGGACUUCGUACACAGUACAUGUUUGCACAGAUGUAGAAUAAAGCAAAAGCCUUCCUCUUACCAUAUUCUUCAAUAUGGAUUUAUCUGAGAGAUGUAUCUUUCUUCAGCUUAUGAGAAACAGGCACUAUGCCUCCAGUUUGUCUUGAUGCAGCAGAUGCAGCAGAUGUUAUAGUAAGACAAUAUAAGACUGUAUGUCAGGUAUAGUGCUUUCAGAAAGCUUCAGAAGGACAAUCUCUGCAUAUUGAGCCAGGAGGUUGGCUGGAAAGGACAAAAAGUUUAUCAGAUAAGCAUACUUCAUGAUGACAUCUGCAGUCCUUGUUUUCGGCUGGACAUCCUGGCCACAUCCCAACUGCCUGUUAGAACAAGACCUGCAUGCUCACCACUCCUUGGCACAUAAACUUUUCCUUUGAAGAGGAACUCAGGUCUGAGGAUAGGAAAGGAGCCACAGUGACAUUCACUUCUGAGGGUACUUACACUGAAAACAUGGUCCGACUGCAGAAAAAAACCCAAAUAAAUCUAUGGCAGUUCAAACUUGA